Messenger RNA from Seriola aureovittata, 6167 nucleotides. RefSeq names its product extended synaptotagmin-2-like. The record is from RefSeq and is a predicted model, not a curated record. The transcript is spliced from 25 exons. Bases 185 to 2992 code for a protein of 935 amino acids. Gene Ontology annotation, biological process: lipid transport. Gene Ontology annotation, molecular function: lipid binding. NCBI's taxonomy places the organism in Eukaryota, Metazoa, Chordata, Actinopteri, Carangiformes, Carangidae.
CGCGAUGACAGUUUCCUGCAGGCUGCUUGAGACGGACUAGUCGCCCUCACAGCAGGAUGUACUGAAGGGGAGAGAGGGUUAUCAGAGUUUAGCUGAUCGGCAUGCAGUGGACUCAGCUGGCAGAGUGAAUUUUUUGUUUCUUUUUCAAGGAAGAGCGAAUGUCGCAGGGGGAUACCGAGGGGAAAUGAGUAACAGGAUGGAGGGUUCUGCGGGACCAGGUGUCGGGGCGAACGGACCUGUUGCAGCGCCCAGCAGCCCGGUGCGCUCCAACAUGGACCCACCUCUGUCUCCAGGAGAGCUGGAAGAAGAGCAACAGUCAUCAUUGACAGAUGUCAGCCAAAUGUGGAUUAACUUUGCCAAGACUUUCGCCAUCAUCUUUCCGAUCUACAUCUUGGGAUACUUUGAGUUCAGCUUUAGCUGGGUUCUGAUAGGACUUGCCAUGUUAUUCUACUGGAGGAAGAACCACGGCAGUAAGGACUACAGGAUAAACCGCGCCUUAGCAUUCCUGGAACAUGAGGAGAAAGCAGUGAGGCAAAGUGUGCCUACUGCUGAGCUGCCACCAUGGGUCCAUUAUCCAGAUGUGGAAAGAGUGGAGUGGCUGAAUAAGACGGUGAAGCAGAUGUGGCCGUUCAUCUGCCAGUUUGUUGACAAGCUGUUCAGAGAGACCAUCGAGCCGGCGGUGAAGGGCGCCAACCCGCAUCUCAGCUCCUUCUGCUUCACCAAGAUUGACAUGGGCGACAAGCCGCUCAGAGUGAACGGGGUGAAAGUUUACACAGAGAACGUGGACAAGAGGCAGGUCAUCAUGGACCUACAAAUCAGUUUUGUCGGGAAUACAGAGAUCGACGUGGACAUCAAGAAAUACUACUGCAGGGCUGGAAUCAAAAGCAUACAGCUUCAUGGAGUGAUGAGAGUGGUGAUGGAGCCUCUGCUGGGGGACAUGCCUCUGAUCGGUGCCCUGUCAGUCUUUUUCCUCAAGAAACCAUUGCUGGACAUCAAUUGGACAGGACUCACAAACAUGCUGGACAUCCCUGGUGUCAAUGGUUUAUGUGACAACAUCAUCCAGGACAUCAUCUACAGCUUCCUGGUUCUGCCCAACUGCAUCAAGAUCCCUCUGGUGGGAGAGGCACAGCUGGCCCAGCUCCGCUUCCCCAUUCCCAAGGGCCUCCUGAGAAUCCACUUCAUCGAGGCCCAGGACUUGCUGGGUAAAGACAAGUUCCUUGGGGGGCUUAUCAAAGGGAAGUCGGACCCGUAUGGAGUCAUCCGGGUCGGGGUCCAACAGUUCCAGAGCAAAGUAAUCCACGAGACGGUCAACCCGAAGUGGAACGAAGUGUACGAGGCGCUGGUGUCCGAUCACUCGGGACAGAAUGUGGAGAUUGAGCUGUUUGAUGAAGACCCCGACAAAGACGACUUCCUGGGAAGUCUGAUGAUCGACCUGGCCGAGCUCCAGAAGGAACAGAAGGUCGAUGAGUGGUUUGUACUGGACGAUGUGGCCUCAGGGAAGCUGCACCUCAAACUGGAGUGGUUGUCUCUGCUGCCCACACCUGAGAAGCUGGACCAGGCCCUAAUGAGCAUCAAGGCUAAUCGCGGUCAAGCCAACGACGGCCUGUCGUCGGCGCUGCUCGUCGUCUUCCUGGAUUCAGCCAGAAACCUGCCGAGCGUCUUCGAGGGGAACUUGGGCACUGGCUACUUAAAAGAGAGGCGGGCGGCGGGCCUCGUGUUUUGCGAGAACACCGCCUCUCUCUAUAGGACCUUAUUUCGCAAUCCGUUAGAGUUCAACCAAUCGGGGCUGAAGAAGGCCUCGGUCAGUAAGGCCAUCAAGUCCGGUAAAAAAGUGACCAGUGAUCCCAGUCCGUUUGUCCAGUUCACAGUGGGACACAAGUCCUUUGACAGCAAGACCAGAUUUAAGACCAAUGAACCAGUGUGGGAGGAAGCCUUCACCUUCCUCAUUCACAACCCCAAAACCCAAGAGUUGGAGGUUGAGGUGAAGGACGCCAAACAUGAGUGUUCGUUGGGGACGGUGACGGUGCCUCUGAGCCGCCUGCUGGAGGCGGAGGACAUGACGCUGAACCAGCGCUUCCCCCUCAAGAACUCCGGACCGAGCUGCACCGUCAAGAUGAAGAUGGCUCUGCGGGUGUUGUGUCUGGAUAAGGACACUUCCUCUUCCUCAAACUCCACCCCGUCCUCGGUGCAGGUCCGCAAGUCCGACUCCAGCUCCACCCCGCGGGCCUCGGUCUCCUCAGACUCCCCAAAACCUCCCUCGUCCACCUCCGACACCCCCCGCUCUGCGUCUGUGUCGGCCCAGGACCCGCUGAACCGGCGGAGGGAGGCAGAGGAGCCUGUUAGGUCUCCCGGAAGCACAGACCUGGGGCAGGGAGGAGGAGGAGGCGGAGGAGGAGGGCAGAGCUUGGCGGAGACCGGGAGGAGCACCUCUAACCUGGCCAUCUCGGGCUCCCAGCAGUACCUGGCGGGAGGCAAGGAGCCGACGCCCAGCAUCGCAUCGGAUAUCUCCAACCCCUACGCCACGCAGGAGCUGCAGCAGAGGCUCCACCAGCUGCAAAACGGUUCAGGCCCCAGUCAUUUCCCGCUGGGCGAGGUCCAGCUGACGGUCAGACACAGCUCGCAGAGGAACAAACUCAUCGUGGUCGUUCACGGCUGCAGAAACCUGAUAGCGUUCACUGAUCAGGGGUCAGAUCCUUACGUCCGCCUCUACUUGCUUCCUGACAAACGGAGGUCGGGCAGGAGGAAAACUCACACUUUCAAGAAAACCCUCAACCCCGUUUAUGAUCAGACGUUUGAGUUCAGUGUUUCCCUCGUGGAGCUGCACAGACGGACUCUGGACGUCGCCGUGAAGAACGGUGGAGGCCUGCUCUCCAAACACAAAGGCCUUCUGGGAAAGGUCCUGGUUGAUUUGACUCAUGAGGACAUCACCAAGGGUUGGACACAAUGGUAUGAGCUGAGUGAAGAUGGCCUGACGAAGCCACACCAGCUAUAGAUGGCGACGAGAGGUCUCCAUCGCCAUCAUUACCGCCAUCAUCAUAUCGCCACACUUCCACGUUAUAUACACUUCCACUUAAUCUACAGUACGACAUGUGUUUUUCUCAUUUUCGUCCCUUGUAACUGUUAAAAAAAAAAAAAAAGGAAACAGAAAAGCAGCUUUUAACAUUCAUUUAAUCACAUCAGUCGCAAGGCAAACCUCCCCUUUAAGAAGUGAGUGAGUGUGAUCAACUAAAGGGAGUAUAUACAACACGUAGAAAACUAUAUAUGACAUUAUAUACUGCUAUGGAAUAUUCCAUAUUUAUAGAAGAAACUAUAACAGUCUUUUUUUCUUCUUUUUUUUUGCUGUUGCAGCGUUUCCCUGCCUCGAGUUUCCGUCACAAACGAUGAUGUACAAAUGUGUAAAUAAUGUACAAUGAUGCUGCACAAAACAGACAAGUUAUUCUAGAGAUAAGAGAGAAAGAGGGGGCGGGGUCUGUGGUCCCUGACUUGGCCAAAUGAUUGCUUGUAAUUUUAUCUUUUUUUUUUUUUUUUUAAAGAAAAAUAUUCUGACGGUCGGGUGCAGGGGAAGAUGUCACCAAAGAGAAGUUUUUUUUGGUAACACAAAUGUACUCUGGCUUUAAUCUACUUUAAUAAUAUGUUUGUUAUCCACGUGAUAAGAAUUGUAAGGACACAGAUUUUGUGUUAAAUAUGAUGAUAGUACCAAGUUUAUUUAGCUUGAUAUCACAGUCGUUUCCAUCUGUUAAUAUACCUGCUGUUACACUCAAAUAAGACCAUUGUUUGUUUUUAAUUGAAUAUUUGCACAAUAUUUUUGUUUUUCUGUUUUUUUUAUCUGGUUGGGGAUCAUCUGUACCCUUAGUUGCAAUUUAAGCAUUGCCUGAAUUCAUUUAGGAGAAAAAUGUCUGUUUUAUCAGAUAAUUUUAUCUUAAAUGAAAAAAGAAAAAUGUUUUUCUAAAUUAAAAAUUGAAAAAUGUAAGCGUCAAGUCUUGAAAUAAUAUAUCUAAGCUUUUUUAAAGGAAUAGUUUGAUAUUUUGGCUUUUAUUUUCUUACAGAGAGUUAGAUGAGAGGACACCACGUCGGUUAGUUUGGCUCUGUCUGAAGGUAACAAAAUCCACCUACCACCACCUUUUAAGUGAACUAAUUAAUACUCUAUAUCUUGUUUGCUUAAUUUGCAUAAAUUGGUGUAGAGUGUGAGAAGAAAUAGUUGCGGUCUUGUAGGUGCUGGACUAUUUCUUGGUAAGACAACACUCCCAGAAAUCCACCACGUACCCCGGGGAGACAUAGAAUUAAACAAAGAAGAUUUAAGGUGUAACUUAGUGAGCUUUAGAGCUGCUUGUAGGUUGUUUUGUUAACCUUGCUUUAGACAGAACCAGGCUAGCCACUUUACCCUUUUUCCGUUCAUCAUGCUAAGCUAACCUUCUUCUGGCAGAGAGAGUGUCAUCGAUAUUCUCAUCUGACUAUUGGUAACAAAAUGAAAAAGAGUUUUUCCCAAAAUGUUGAACUUUAAGUUAAUUCCUACAUAAAACUGAACUGUAUUUAAAUGAAAUGAUUAAAUUAUAUUAAAUUAUUACCAAUUUUUCUAUCACUUAUCUAAAGCCACCAUGUGUGGAAGUUUAAAAUCUUGACGCCCUCCAGUGGUAGUAUUAAGAAGAGACACUGAGGCUGCGUACUAUAAAUUCUCAAAUAGCAGCCUGACGUUCAUUUGGAUCAGGCCUAUUAGAGACAGGCUUCUAUUCCCAAUUUCCUGUUUCCCAGGUAACGAAAACUCAAAACUUCCUUCACGUUUAGUCCAUAAAACGUACUUUCCUGCAGAACUAAAUGAGUAUAAUGAAAUAGUCACGUCAGCGCACCACUCUGCUGCUCUGAGAUUCAGAAAUUUCCAGAAAAGAACACAUUGCCAACAUUUCCUGUCUGAUUUUCACAUUAAAAGUCUUCCAGCUUUCUUUUUAUUAGUAGAUUUAAUGUGAAAACUUUGCAGUGGAAAAACUGUUUGUGUUGAAAAAGAAACUGAGCAGCAGAGUGGUGAGUAUGACUCGACUAAGAGCUGUAGAAAUGCACGGUGUUUUACUGAAUUCACCAUGUGAGUCCUUGUUGUAAGCUUCAAGUAAUUCCACCUCCCUGAAUGUGUUUUUUUUUUUUUUUUUAAAUCGGGCCUUUAUUUGGACGACCUGUGUGUGUGUUUGUGGCUGGUUAAUCUUUGAGACCAGUAUUAACCACUUUUAUAUAAUGAUUGUCAGUUUGCACAAACACUGAGAUGAAUGAAAGCAGCACAAAAGACUGUGUCAGUUUUCACCAGAUUCCUACAAACAAAUUGAAUUAUUUGAAAGAUGCUUUAAUACAAUAUUUGAACUGAACAAACUUUCUUUUAUUUUGUCGGGGGUCGUCAUUCACAUUUUGUUCAACAUUAGUCUUAACUUGUCAUGAAGUGCGUUUUUCAACAGGUUGUUGUGUCUGUUGUCGUUACACACGAAUUAUGUGUAAUCUGAAGCAAGACCACAGACCAGUGCUGAAAAUAACAUUUACAUUUUUUUUUUUUUUUUUGCACUUUUUAUUAAACAUUGAUUUAACUUUACAGCACUCACUCAAAAGGGAUUUAUACCAGUAACAAAUACAGAUUACACAGUUCUUAGUAUCAAACACAAACUCAAAAUAAAUGCAUUUGUUAUCUGUGUGACCAUACGCAGCCGAUGAGCAGUGAUUUUGUGUUGAUACAGAGGUGGCCAGUGUGACCUUUGACCUUCAAAACACAAACUAUAGACCUUUGCCUUGUUGGACUUCACAUCAAGCAUCGAGGAAGUAUUUAACAUACAUUUAUGUGAACUGUGCCGUUCUGUCAUUUUAAUGUUUUGCUUGUUUGUUUUCCCGCUGUCACCCUCUUUGUCUCAGUAUGUGUUUUAUUUUGUAAGUAAUUAAAACAAUCUGUCUGUAAACCAUUGGAUUUGAAAGCUCUGCCUCUGGGGUGGAGUGUGUCCUCAGAAAGGCGGUUUGUCUUCUCCGUCUUCUUAAUUUAUCUUGUGCCUUAAGAUUCACACGGCCCAGAGAUAUUUACAUGUAGAAAAAGAGAACCAACAAAAUGCUACAACACUUUCCCAUGUUUCAGAAUGUCUCCUAAACAUCUUUUAAAUAUGAAUAAAGAGCUUUAGCUGGCUAUAGCCGCAUGAAGCUGUUCAGCA